GUGUGGAUGAGAGCUUUUUGCUCUUAUCCAAUCAUGCCUGGAAUGCCGCUUGCCACUUGGGUUAUUUCUGCUAUCUGUCGCUCUUGGUGCCGCAGUGCUAACGGUUUGGCAGAUGGGACACUUUUUCUUGGAGUUUGUGCCUUUGCUUUUUGACUUCUGGCAGUGCCCGGCUUGUUGUUGCCGCUGGCCCUCUCCCUCCCGGCCCCCCUGGUCACCAUGGCCCAUCGGCUUCGGUUUCAUUUUGGCUCUGGUCGCAGCAACACAGCCCCCGAAUCAGAGAUCCUAGACCAGGAGAGAGAAGACGACUUUUUCAUGGCAUUCCACACGCUUCCGCGGAGGAGCAGCCCGCACCCGUUUGCUCGGCACGGCGGGGAGGACGGUGGCGGCCCGCACGGAGGUGUGGGCGCGCUCAAGAGGAGCACGUCCAUGUUCAUCCCGCAGCUGCUGGCCAGCGUCGACGCGCGCCCCACCCGCAGCUCGUCGGUGCAGAUCUCCCUGCAGCGCAAGGCCGCUGACGGCGCCACCGACGGGUGCGGGCCGCCCGAGGGCCCCGACGAUGGGGACGAGGCCGCCCCGACCACGAGGGCCUUGAGCGGCUCGCAGGAGCCCUCGCCGAGGGACACCCCCAGCAGCUCCCCUCCGAGAGCAGCCCGGGACCCGGGGCCCCAGGUCAAUGGCACGUGCGGCCGCCGCGUGCUGGGCCCAGGCCUGGCGGACGGCACCGAGGAGGCUGCGUCCCAGGCCGGCCCGGGCCUGCGCAUCCAGCACCGUGCCUCCAGCGCCGAUGUGCGCCCGGUGAGGCUGCUGCCUCUCGGCCCCGACGGCCAGGGCAGCCCGGCCGCACCCGAGCCCAGGCGCUGGUCCCUGCAGCACGUUCCCGAUGCUUCUGGAAGCUCCGGGAAGCGGUGCUUCGUCUUCCAGUUGCAACAGCCCCAGCAAGGCGCUCCAGGGCUGGGUGGUGACUUCAAUUUUGGCUUUACCGGCACGAAGGGGGACAGGUUGGUGAGGUAUCCCCGCAUUCGGCUGGAGAGGAGCACCUCGUACCCCACCCAGCCUCGAGUGGAGCGCAGGAGCCCCACAGAAGACCGAGGACCCCCGGAGACACCGCCUCGGGCCGGCAGGUUGGCUCCCGAGAUGCGCAGGACGAAUUCCGUGGAGAGGACUCCGCAGGGUCAAGGGUGCACAUUUAAGAUCAGGCAAGAUCAAAACGCGGGGCAGCAGCAUUUCAGAAUUCUUGUCACUCGGGGCCCGGACGAAGCGCCCCAGAAUCCCGAGGAGAAGAAUGUCAAAAGCCCUGGGUCCGCGGGAGCCGGCGCCCCGACACGUGACGACUUCCUGGGCCAGGUGGACGUGCCCCUCAGCCAUCUUCCGACGGAAGACCCAACCAUGGAGCGACCCUAUACGUUUAAGGACUUUCUCCUCAGACCACGAAGUCACAAAUCUCGAGUGAAGGGAUUUUUGCGGUUGAAAAUGGCCUAUAUGCCGAAAAACGGAGGGCCAGAUGAAGAGAACAGCGAGCAGAGAGAGGAUGUGGAGCACGGGUGGGAAGUCGUUGACUCGAGUGACUCAGCUUCUCAGCACCAAGAGGAGCUUCCUCCUCCUCCUCUGCCCCCUGGGUGGGAAGAAAAAGUGGACAACUUAGGCCGUACCUACUAUGUCAACCACAACAACCGGACCACUCAGUGGCAUCGACCGAGCUUAAUGGACGUGUCCUCCGAGUCAGACAACAACAUCAGGCAGAUCAACCAGGAGGCAGCACACCGGCGCUUCCGCUCACGCAGGCACAUCAGCGAGGACUUGGAGCCUGAGCCCUCAGAAGGCGGAGAAGUCCCUGAGCCUUGGGAGACCAUUUCAGAAGAAGCGAAUCUUACUGGAGACUCUCUCAGUCUGGCCCUGCCUCCACCACCAGCCUCUCCCGUGUCUCGGACCAGCCCUCAGGAGCUGUCAGAGGAACUGAACAGAAGGCUUCAGAUUACUCCGGACUCCAACGGGGAACAGUUCAGUUCUUUGAUUCAGAGAGAACCCUCCUCGCGGUUGAGGUCGUGCAGUGUCACCGACACGGUUGCGGAGCAGGCCCAUCUACCACCGGGUGCCAAGGACUCCCCUGUCCGUCGGGCUGUGAAAGACACCCUUUCCAAUCCACAGUCCCCACAGCCAUCACCCUACAACUCCCCCAAACCACAACACAAAGUCACACAGAGCUUCUUGCCACCCGGCUGGGAAAUGAGGAUAGCUCCAAACGGCCGGCCCUUCUUCAUUGACCAUAACACAAAGACUACAACCUGGGAAGAUCCACGGCUGAAAUUUCCUGUGCAUAUGCGGUCAAAGGCAUCUUUAAACCCCAAUGACCUUGGCCCUCUUCCUCCUGGUUGGGAAGAAAGAAUUCACUUGGAUGGCCGAACGUUUUAUAUUGAUCACAGCAGCCAGGUGUUAUGUGGAGAGGAUGAUACCAGAGAAUCAGUGCCCUCAGACGAUAGCAAAAUUACUCAGUGGGAAGACCCAAGGCUGCAGAACCCAGCUAUUACUGGUCCGGCUGUUCCUUACUCCAGAGAAUUUAAGCAGAAAUAUGACUACUUUAGGAAGAAAUUAAAGAAACCCGCUGAUAUCCCAAAUAGGUUUGAAAUGAAACUUCACAGAAAUAACAUAUUUGAAGAGUCCUAUCGGAGAAUCAUGUCUGUGAAAAGACCAGAUGUCCUGAAAGCUAGACUGUGGAUUGAAUUCGAAUCAGAGAAGGGCCUUGACUAUGGGGGCGUGGCCAGAGAAUGGUUCUUCUUACUGUCCAAAGAGAUGUUCAAUCCCUACUAUGGCCUCUUUGAGUACUCUGCGACGGACAACUAUACGCUUCAGAUCAAUCCCAACUCAGGCCUCUGUAAUGAAGAUCAUUUGUCCUAUUUCACUUUUAUUGGAAGAGUUGCUGGUCUGGCAGUAUUUCAUGGGAAACUCUUAGAUGGUUUCUUCAUUCGACCAUUUUACAAAAUGAUGUUGGGCAAGCAGAUAACUCUGAAUGACAUGGAGUCUGUGGAUAGUGAAUAUUACAACUCUUUGAAGUGGAUCUUAGAAAAUGACCCCACUGAACUGGACCUCAUGUUCUGUAUAGACGAAGAGAACUUCGGACAGACAUAUCAAGUGGAUUUGAAGCCCAAUGGGUCAGAAAUAAUGGUAACAAAUGAAAACAAAAGGGAAUAUAUUGACUUGGUCAUCCAGUGGAGAUUUGUCAACAGGGUCCAGAAGCAAAUGAACGCCUUCCUGGAGGGAUUCACAGAACUGCUUCCUAUUGAUUUGAUUAAAAUUUUUGAUGAAAAUGAGUUGGAGUUGCUGAUGUGCGGCCUCGGUGAUGUAGACGUGAACGACUGGAGACAGCAUUCUAUUUACAAGAAUGGCUACUGCCCGAAUCACCCUGUCAUUCAGUGGUUCUGGAAGGCUGUACUGCUGAUGGAUGCCGAAAAGCGUAUCCGGUUACUGCAGUUUGUGACAGGGACAUCCCGCGUACCUAUGAAUGGAUUUGCCGAACUCUAUGGUUCCAACGGUCCUCAGCUGUUUACAAUAGAGCAAUGGGGCAGUCCUGAAAAACUGCCCAGAGCUCACACAUGCUUUAAUCGCCUCGACUUACCUCCAUACGAAACCUUUGAAGACUUACGAGAGAAACUUCUCAUGGCGGUGGAAAAUGCCCAAGGAUUUGAAGGGGUGGAUUAGGUACCCCCGCCUCAGGGGUGGUUGUUCGUCCAGCAAGUUCUGCUUGCACUUUUGCAUUUGCCUGACAGACUUUUGCAGAGACUGUGGCAGAGGAGCAGCCGCGUGGCCAGGCUCCUGGAGCCGAGCCUUCGCCCUUGCCCAAGUUCAGACGUGGGAACCAAUUCCAGCUCGAGUUCCUGCAUUUUCUACCACAAAUUAUCAACUGGUUGAUGUGUACACUAAUUACAUUUCAGGAGGACUUAUUCUAUUUAUGUUGUGCCUCUGCAGGCAAAGCCCUUAAUAAAUAUUUUACAUACUUUCUAAUGACAAUGAAUGGAAUUAAUCACUCUACAGGUAUAGUAUUACAACUCAUGUUUACUUUUUUAAAUGAUUU
Molecule: messenger RNA, 4066 nt
Organism: Cynocephalus volans (Philippine flying lemur)
Lineage: Eukaryota; Metazoa; Chordata; Mammalia; Dermoptera; Cynocephalidae
Gene: NEDD4L
Product: NEDD4 like E3 ubiquitin protein ligase
Exons: 25
Coding region: 217-3693 (1158 amino acids)
Biological process (GO): protein polyubiquitination; ubiquitin-dependent protein catabolic process; regulation of dendrite morphogenesis
Cellular component (GO): cytoplasm
Molecular function (GO): protein binding; ubiquitin protein ligase activity; sodium channel inhibitor activity
Source: RefSeq, a predicted model, not a curated record